AUGGCUAGUCCUCCUGUUCUAGCUUUCGAUGCCGAGGGCCGUCCGGUGAAGUUCGAAACCUGGCUAGAUGACCUGCACCUGUUCCUACAGCUCACUGCCAAGGAAGACAUCUCACUGUACGACCACGCCCUAGGCCAUGCUACUGCCCCUGACACGUCUGCUGACAGCACUCUACGCUCUCAGUGGCAGACUCGUGAUGCGCACGCUCGCUUUGCUAUUCGCAACUCCCUGCCGCUAGACGAGCGCGAGCACUUCGGCCAGUGCAAGACUGCUAAGGACCUCUACACCGCUGUAGUUGCCCGUUACUCCUCACCCGCUUCUGCUACGCUAGGCCGCCUCACUCUCCCCUACCUGUUCCCCGACCUAGCCUCCUUUCACACUGUCGCAGACCUCAUCACCCACCUUAAGACUAGUGAGGCCCGCUUUCGCGCUGCUAUGCCUGCCGAGGACCACUUCCUCUCUCGCUCCCCCACUGAGCUCACUGUUGCCCUCCUCGAGAAGGAACUGCUUGCAGCUGAGGCGAGCAUCGUCGUUGUAGGCACCUCUCGUGGCGACCCCCGCACCCCGUUCUUUGAGGGGUGUUCCCCUUCCCCCCUCCUCCCCUCUGUCGCCUCUGCUGCUGCUGUCGACCUCUUGGUUCUGAGAAGGUCGGGACCGCGUCUGCUUCGAGUGGGCGCCGCAGACAAACAGGGGGGCAGGGGUGGGGGUGGCGGCGGAGGAGGUGGGGGUGGAGGCGGUGGGAGUGGAGGCGCGACUGGGGAGGCUAGUGGCGGCAGUGGGGGAGGAGACAGCAGCGGCGGGAGCGGUGGCAGGGGUGGAGGCGGCAGCGGAGGUGGAGGUGGUCGUGGCGGCGGCAGGGGUGGAGGUGGCCGAGGCGGUGGUGGUGGCGGUGGUGGUCGUGGAGGCACUGGCGGAGGCCAGAGUCAGCAGCCCGCCCCGACGCUUCAGGCCGCCCGUGAGUGGUAUGCGCAGCGUGGCUUUACCUGCACGUACGUCAUUCGCACAGACUUUGAUGCUAUUCUCACUGCCAUGUAUGCCAUGUCUAUUAGUGGAGAGGGUGCUCAGUACUUGCGUGUUCCGCCCGACCCGGGCAUUCAGGCCAGUCCGGCUGCCGCUCUAGGUGCUAGUGCGUCUGCUCCCACAGGUCCUGGUGAGGCUGCUGCCCUAGGUGCUAGUGCGUCCGUGCCCCCUGGUACUGAGUCGACUGCAGCACUGCACACCUUCACACUGGACUCAGGUGCCUCUCGCUCUUUCUUUCGUGACCGCACUGUCCUUGAGCCACUCGCUCGGCCAGUUGCUGUCUCCCUUGCUGACCCCUCUGGGGGUCCGGUCAUUGCCACCUCCUCCACUGUUCUUCCUUGUCCUGCGGUCCCGUCCGGCACGCUUUCAGGUCUCUACCUCCCCUCGUUCUCUACGAACUUGGUGGCGGGUUGUGCGCUCCAGGACUCGGGUGUUCACCAGUUCACCCCUGCCUACGAGCGCGUGACACACUGCACGUGUGCUCGGACGGGUCGCCACCUGGCUACUUUCACUCGAGAGCCGGGGUCGGACCUGUACACACUGACCACUGAGUCCCCUCAGGUAGCUGCGUCUACGUCUGCGUCUGCGUCAGGUCAGCUGUCCGCCCCCUGCUCGUGUCGCUCUCUGGCGCAUGAGACUGUCCUUUGGCACCACCGCCUUGGUCACCCGUCUGUGCAGCGCCUUCGGGCCAUGCACAAACGGGACCUUGUUGCUGGUCUUCCCAGGGUGCUCCCUCCCCUUCCCGACUCGCCUGCUCCUCCCUGUAUUCCCUGUGUCGAGGGGCGGCAGCGCGCCGCUCCUCACUCCUCCUCCUUUCCCCCGACGACUGCUCCCUUGCAGACGCUCCACUUGGACGUGUGGGGCCCAGCCCGCGUCCGUGGACAGGGUCAGGAGCGGUACUUCCUGCUAGUUGUUGACGACUUCUCGCGCUACACCACGGUCUUCCCCUUGCGAGCCAAGGGUGACGUACCUGAUGUCUUGAUCCCUUGGAUCCGCAGAUCUCGUCUCCAGCUCACCAGGCGUUUCCGCUCCGACUUUCCUGUCCUGCGUCUGCACUCUGACAGAGGUGGAGAGUUUUCCUCUGGCCUCCUGGAGGCCUUCUGUCAGCAGGAGGGCAUUGAGCAGUCGUUCACGCUUCCGGCCUCUCCACAGCAGAAUGGGGUUGCUGAGCGCCGCAUUGGUCUAGUCAUGGAGGUCGCUCGUACCUCCUUGAGUCAUGCGGCUGCCCCCCAUUUUCUGUGGCCGUUUGCGGUCCGAUACGCUGCGCAUCAGCUCAACCUCUGGCCCCGUGUCUCCUUGCCCGAGACUUCUCCGACACUGCGUUGGACGGGAGAGGCUGGCGAUGCGUCGCGUUUUCGGGUCUGGGGAUCCCGAGCUUUUGUCCGCGACACGUCCGCGGACAAGCUCUCCCGUCGCGCUGUCCCCUGCGUCUUCCUUGGCUUUGUCCCGGAUGCCCCUGGUGCUGAGGUACCAGACCCCCUCCCCCCUCAGGGUGCCGCUCCCUCAGGUGUGUCCCAGGUAGACCCGGGUGAGCCUGUCGAGGUAGCUGUUGACUCUCGUCCUGCGUCUGGGGGUGCUGAGCCUGGGGGUGCUGCGUCUGGGGGUGCUGAGCCUGGGAGUGCUGAGUCUGGGGGUGCGGAGCCUGGGGGUGUUGAGCCUGGAGGUGCGGAGCCUGGCGGUGCGGAGCCUGGAGGUGCUGAGUCUGGGGGUGCUGAGACUGAGCGUGCUACACCUGGAGGAGCCCUCUCCUCCCAGCAGCUGCAGGAGAGGUACCUCGAGUACUGCCGCCUCCGGAGAGGUGCUGCUGGAGCUCGUCCCGGGGGUGGCGCUGCUGCUGGUGCUGAGGACCCGGGCGUUGGGGCUGCUGCUGGUGCUGAGGACUUGGGCGUUGGAGCUGCUACCGGUGCUGAGGACCCGAGCGGUGGCGCUGCUGCUUGUGCUGAGGACCCGGGCGCUGGAGCUGCUGCUGGUGCUGAGGACCCGGGCGGUGGCGCUGCUGCUGGUGCUGAGGACUCGGACGUUGGAGCUGCUGCUGGUGUUGAGGACCCGGACGUUGGAGCUGCUACUGGUGCUGAGGACCCGGACGGUGGAGCUGCUGCUGGUGUUGAGGACCCGGACGUUGGAGCUGCUGCUGGUGCUGAGGACCCUGCCGCUGGUGUCUCUGCUGGUUCUGGAGACGCUACGCGGCCGCGACCGUACUUCGUACCACUUCUUCAGCAGGUUCUUGGUCAGACUCCUCCUCCUUGUCCUCCUCCCUCCGUAGAGUGUCCUCCACCUGUCCAGUCGCAGUCACAGUUCCCGCCUGCCUCGCCUCUCCCUGCUCCCUCUCCUUACACUGGUCCCACAGGAGGUCUUACAGAGCGUCGUGAGCCUGAGUCUCGUCCUGCGUCGCCUGUUCGUACUGCUCGCACUGGUCGUCGUGUCCCACGUGAGCGUCCUCCUCCUGUCCCUGGCACUCACUACAUGACUCUGCGUCCCUCCACUGCUCCUCAGCGUGUCCCGCUACCGUCUCCUCCUGCGUCCUCUCUGCCUACUCUUCCUGACCCGGAGUCUGACUCCCGUCGUGCUGCCAGUCCCACUGUCACGCGUCUUCUUGCUACUGUUGUCACUGACCCUACCUUUGCGUCCUCUGCUGCGUCUGCUCUGGUCGCUGAGUUGAUAGACUUUGCUGCCCGGUGUCGUCUAGACUACGCCACUAGCCUUGUUGCUGAGUCUGAGUCUGUCUGUCCUCCGUCCGUCGGGGGUGAGUGUGCUCUUGGCACGGACGUCCUUGAGGACAGACAGGAGGAGUUCCAGUGCUUUGCUGCUACUUUGCCCCACCUCGUGUCCAUGCUAGUUGCCCCUGAGGGAGACCCGGAUGCACCAGACAUCCCGACCCCGCGCACUUACGCUGAGGCGAUGGCGGGUCCCUACUCCUCUCAGUGGCAGACAGCCAUGGACGCAGAGAUGGCUUCCUGGAAGUCCACACGCACCUACGUCGACGAGGUUCCCCCACCUGGGGCGAACAUCGUCAGUGGCAUGUGGAUUUUCAGGGUGAAGCGGCCACCGGGUUCUCCCCCUGUCUUCAAGGCGCGCUACGUGGCUCGAGGCUUCAGUCAGCGAGAGGGAGUUGACUUCUUUCAGACUUUCUCCCCCACCCCGAAGAUGACCACUCUUCGGGUGCUGCUGCACAUAGCCGCUCAGCGCGACUACGAGCUUCACUCACUUGACUUCAGCACUGCUUUCUUGCAGGGCAGCCUGCACGAGGAGAUCUGGCUGCGCCGCCCUCCUGGCUUCACUGGGUCGGUUCCUCCUGGUACCCAGUGGAGGCUUCAGCGGCCGGUCUACGGUCUCCGCCAGGCACCGCGUGAGUGGCACGACACACUGAGGACGACACUUGCGGCUCUUGGGUUCGCUCCCUCUACUGCUGACCCGUCACUGUUUCUACGCACAGACACCUCACUGCCGCCGUUCUACAUCCUCGUGUACGUCGACGACUUGGUCUUUGCCACUGCUGACACCGCGGCACUUGCCCACGUGAAGUCGGAGCUGCAGAGGAGACACACGUGCACAGACCUGGGUGAACUGACAAGCUAUCUUGGCUUGCGGAUCACCCGGGACAGAGCACGCCGCACCAUCACCUUGACUCAGUCACACAUGGUGCAGCAGAUCCUUCAGCGCUUCCGCUUCACGUACUCCUCGCCUCAGUCCACUCCUCUGCCUACCGGUCACUCGCUCUCAGCUCUGCCUUCGGAUGAGUCCGUAGAGCCGAGUGGCCCGUAUCCAGAGCUUGUGGGCUGCCUCAUGUACCUGAUGACCUGCACUCGACCUGACCUUGCAUACCCUCUUAGCAUCCUUGCACGCUAUGUCGCUCCUGGCCGUCACAGGAAGGAGCACAUGGAUGCCGCUAAGAGGGUGUUGCGCUACUUGUGCAGUACGUCGGGCAUGGGGCUAGUGCUUGGAGGGCGAGACCGAGUUGUACUUACUGGACACUCAGACGCUUCUUGGGCGGACGACCAGGCUACUCAGCGGUCGUCUCAGGGUUACACCUUCAGCCUUGGCUCCGGCUCAGUUUCUUGGCGUUCUACACGCUCUUCUUCUGUUCUCAGCUCCAGUUGUGAGGCUGAGAUCUACGCCACAGCCAUGGCUGCCCAGGAGCUACGCUGGCUGACCUACCUGCUGACCGACUUGGGUGAGCGGCCUCGUUCUCCUCCAGUGCUGUACGUCGACAACCAGGCUGCCAUUGCCUUGUGUGAGGAGCACAGACUGGAGCACAAAACGAAGCACAUCGCCCUGCGGUACUUCCUUGCUCGAGAGCUGCAGCAGCGCGGUCAGCUUUGUCUGCGUUACGUGGCCACUGAGGCCAACCUUGCUGAUGUGUUCACCAAGGCGCUUCCGCCUUGUGACCAUCAGCGCUUCUGCACUCUGCUAGGCCUUGUGCCUACUGGACCUCACUUACUUACCUCUUGA
Closterium sp. Yama58-4 is the source of this 5469-nucleotide messenger RNA. Lineage: Eukaryota; Viridiplantae; Streptophyta; Zygnematophyceae; Desmidiales; Closteriaceae. The record is from the annotation of a GenBank genome assembly.